CGCGGCCGGGGAGAGCUCCGAUUCGGCAUUCUCGAUCCGCACCUGGACCGUGCGGACACGUAGGGACGCUUGCACCUACCAACGUUCCUAAUAGAUGCGUACGUUUAUAUAUGUAUAAUAGAAAGCCACCACGUGAGCCCUGGCAUUACCCAAACGCCAUAGUCGCGGGAACCAGGGAAGACAGCCUCGAGAAACAACCAGAAGCAUAGACGACAGGGAACCGGAGGACGCAGAGAGACGGGAUGGACGGAUUCUUCGGAUCGUUCGGCUAACAUAUACACCGACGGAAGUGGCGGCGGUGUCAGUGGCGUCGACGACGGCGGCACAGGGGGACCUUUCCCUCUGGCAGAAGGCUCCACCCACACGCCAGCAACGAGCGCACAAUCUGGCAACAGUGGCUCGCUAUAACCGAUAUUGUGGCCGUGGAUUGAAUGGAGGGGAACUAGCUCAGGUCAAACCUCCCCACCCCCGACUCCGACUCGGGACGCGGCUCCACAAGCCCUCGGGUCCCGUCGGUACCGACCCCACGGCCUCUUUGGCAGGAACCCCCCCACUCUCUCAGGAAGGUUACCCCCACUCUCGUUACGCUGGCAACCAGCUUGCGUUCAGAACUCGUGCUCACGUUAGUAUUUGUGAGUCGGUGGGCUCGUGCGCGUGUCCCUCGUAGCUCUGUAGCAGCGUGUCGCAACUCCCACCACACCGGUAACACCAGCACAAGAGCACAUCAGCACGCAGCAGACCAACAGCACAGGGGACAGACACACGCCGUAGGCAGCGGGUACACACAACGCCGCGUUGGCUUCAACAACCUCUCACUAGACAGUAUUACUUUCAACCGUUUAGCGCGCGCGGCCAAUGCUACCCGGAGAGUACCCCGGUACCUAUUCGUAAACACAAUAGUCAAAUGUUGCCGCUGCCGUCGACGACGACAGUUCGCUGCUGCUGUCGCUCGCAUCGUUGCGUUCCUUGAGAACGCUCGUGAUAUAUUGGGACUGGUUGUGCGACUAUCAGUUAUAAAUACAGAGAGAGAAAAAGAGAGAGAAUAAUUUGAGGUGCGAUUUUGACAUUUGUCCAGAGAGAAGACAUCAUAGAGGUUUUGUCUUGUGGGAGCGAGUACGGACGCGAUAAGGCUCCGGCUAGGCUUAUAUAGUGUUUUUAACACCACCAUACAAGUUUUAGUUAUUGGUGAAUUAACUUAUUGCUGGAUCCUCGGUGACUCGCUCCUUGGGAACUUGUGUUUUCUUCUAUUGUCGUAUGUUAUCCUUGCUUGACGUCAUUCUUAUUUGAUAACUAUGACAAGGUGAUGAAUAAACGUAACCGAAGGCACUGGGAAAUCGAUCGUUUCUCUUACCGUGAUGGAUGAUGACAAUUGACACAGUUAUGGCAGUUGUGUGCUAUGUGACAAGUGCUCUUUACACCCUCAUUGGAUUAUAACAUUAAACCUGUGCUGCGACUUUUGCCAAGGAUAAUGCGACAUCUUAACGAUUACUAAGGACCCCGUUGACCGUCACUGAAUCUACGUUAGGGCUAUCAUCACCAUCUUCUUCCACGCCGGUGUCAACAACAUCAUUAACAACGGCGGCCAUCGGUGUGGGGGUGCAGCCCGUGUUAUCAUCAGGCUACCAUAACACGGUGCCACCCCAUAGUGGGGGUGGUGGUUCGACGCUUAGCGCCGCGGCGAUGGUGGCAGCCGCCACUGCUACGGCCACCGCCACAGCCAGCGUGGUGGCCAUGCAGGACCGCCAAGAUAUCCCCACGCAGUUCAAUCAGAUGCAAAGUCAACAUGGAAUACCCCAUCAAGCAUAUAAUACAGGGUAUGCCCAAAGAGGACCAAUGGCGGGAAUGGGGCCAGUUGGGAUGAGCAAUUUUAAUAGCAUGGGCUCUAUGGGCCCGAUGCACUCUAUGAAUUCUAUGAAUUCGAUGAACAGUAUGAGCAGUAUGAACUCUAUGAAUCCUAUGACCAUGGGAGGCAUGAACGGUAUGAAUGGUAUGAACGGAAUGAAUCCCAUGAACGGUAUGAGUAACAUGGGCAACAUGGUGGGAAUGAACAACAUGAUGGGACCUAAUAACAUGCAGAUGAAUAAAAUGAGCAUUCAGGCACAACCGCAGCAGGGUUAUCCACGAAGAUUAGCACCGUAUCCUAACCCAGCGAUGCAUAUGGCGCAGAAGAGGCAACAAGGUCCUUACGUUGGACCAAAUCCUGCAACGAUGCAGCCUGGAUUCAAUAAUAUGCCAGCCAAUCAAUAUCCUAAUAACUAUCCUGCUGCUAGACCAAACUUUCAACCCCAGUAUCAACCAAUACAGAGUAUGAAUCCUGCUGCAACUGGCUUUGGGCCCAACUCCAUGAUCCGUGGGACAAACAUGAGGCAAACUACUCCGUCCUACAAUGCACCGUCGCAAGCUAGCCAGUAUUACAGUAGCAACGGCGUACCUGUGAGUAUGGGGCCAACCACCGUUGGAAACCAGUUUGUUGGUCACCAGCAGAAUACGGGAUACGGUGGUACGUCGUCGUACGCUGCCACCAGCCAAUAUCAGCAGGAUGUCUCGACAAUGAGAACGGCAGGAGCAGGAAACAUGAGCUACCAGCAUAGUCCUAUUCCUGGUAACCCAACUCCUCCGUUGACUCCCGCCACUAGCAUGCCUCCUUACAUAAGUCCAAAUCCGGACAUUAAACCAAACUUCAAUGAAAUCAAGUCGCCGGUCAAUAUUCAGAAAGACGACGAGUUGAGAUUAACAUUCCCUGUGAGGGAUGGCAUUAUUCUUCCACCCUUCCGUCUAGAGCACAAUUUGGCUGUCAGUAAUCAUGUAUUCCAACUGAAAUCCACGGUCCAUCAGACGUUAAUGUGGCGAUCGGAUCUGGAACUCCAGUUAAAGUGUUUUCAUCAUGAGGACAGACAGAUGAACACCAAUUGGCCAGCAAGCGUCCAAGUAUCUGUCAAUGCGACGCCUCUCGUUAUUGACCGAGGUGAAAACAAAACGUCCCAUAAACCCCUUUAUCUGAAGGACGUAUGUCAACCAGGACGUAAUACCAUCCAGAUCACAGUUGCGACGUGCUGUUGUUCACAUCUAUUCGUCCUUCAAUUAGUCCACCGACCAAGCGUAAGGAGCGUACUGCAAGGAUUAUUGCGUAAGAGGCUGCUCCCAGCAGAGCAUUGUAUAACUAAGAUCAAACGAAACUUUAAUAAUACGAUGUCUAAUAAUGGGAUGCAGACGGAGAAAGACGUAGUGGAGCAAACAGCACUAAAGGUAUCUUUAAAAUGUCCUAUUACCUUCAAACGUAUCACACUGCCAGCACGAGGGCAUGAUUGCAAGCAUAUACAAUGCUUCGACUUAGAAUCGUAUCUGCAGUUAAAUUGUGAACGAGGGUCUUGGAGGUGUCCUGUAUGCACGAAACCUGCCCAAUUGGAAGGUUUAGAAGUUGACCAGUACAUGUGGGGAAUCCUCAACACCACGCUAAAUACGGCAGAAGUGGAAGAGGUGACGAUAGACUCAGCGGCCAAUUGGAAACCCGCUAAGAAUCUAGCCGGCAUCAAGUCCGAGGAAGAGAGCGAUUGCAAGAGAAUGACCAAGGCCAUGUCACCUGGUAGCAUGAACAUGCCGACAAUGAACAAUUGGGAUAUGAACCAGGCGAUGAGUCCAUAUAUACCACCUGAUAUGAACAGCAUCGUUAGUGGAUCUAUGAUGAACAACACACCACCUGCUUAUGGUAACAACAACAUAAACCAUCGAAAUUCCUCCGGAGGAACGUACGACAUCAACUCCGGGACGAACACCAGCGGAAGUACCGAUUAUACCACCGGAGCUGGACCUUUGUCCCAUCUGAACGAUUCCGUUAACUCUCUGGACCCUCUAAAUGCCAUGGAGAAAUCCUUGAACGAUCAGAUGCCGCAUACACCUCACACGCCACACACACCUCACACACCCCAUACGCCUGGCGGAGGGAACAGUGGCCCACCUAGCGUACCUCCGGCUUCCCAAGAAUCCACUGGCAACCAUAACACCUCCGGCAAUACGAGUACAAACAUAAAUAACGAUACGGCGGACAUACCUUCCGACUUGAAUUUCGAUCCAGCGGCCGUAAUCGAUGGGGAAGGCACGGGCCAGGAAGCAUUGAACCUACUGCCGGACAAUGUUGUGGAUCCGAUGGAAUUACUCUCGUAUUUAGAUCCUCCUGAUCUAAACACCCCACCAAGCAGCGGGGCAAGCAGCGGCAACCCAUCAUCGAGCGAUGAUAUACUAGCGCUCUUUGAAUAAAAGCCUGCGGCUAAUUUACCUUGCAAAGGAAUAAUCAAAUUACAGCCCCGAAGUUGGGGUCAAAGUGACCGCCAAGUCAGCAACUUACUGCAAAGCGUUCCUAAUGUAGCGACGAGGAUAUUUGUAGUGAGGGAUCUAAAGGAAAUGAAUGGGGUCACUGUGGGUGCUCUCACCUAAACAAUGGUACAAACAAUCUUAGCUCUAAUUGUAAUAUUCCUAUUGAUGAAGUUAGGGCAUAUUAGAUAUAGAUUAAUGACCUCUAUCGAUGGCACGGCACCAUGUCCUGUUAGUGCUCGCUUGCAAAGACCUAAUGCACGGACAAUAUUUCACUGUCGGAUACGAACGUAUGUCUUUCGCGCGACUCCGGAAGGUCGUCCUCGCAAAAGUUUUUAAUAACGUUUUAUGUAUUCCCUAUGCGGUGUCAAAUAUUCCCUGUGCUAUGGUCUUUAAUUGAAAAACGGUCUACUCGCAUUCAAGGCUAUGACGGACCUACAUCACAAGAAACUAGUACUGUACAGCAUCUUUUUGUAAAUAAGUUUCAAUUAAAAGUAAGUACGGUAAGAUAUUCAUCUGUUGUAAACCACCUUGCUUAUUGAUGGAUAUAGCGCAUAUAGUGUUCCUUUCCUUUAGGAGAUUAAUUAGUGACACGUGGAGACGAUUAAUCUAGGGGCUAUCGGGCUUCACACUGGACAAAUAAAAGCAAGUGCAAGUAAUGAUGUAUCUGCCGAGUUUAGAAGUUUAUGGCACUGGAUUAUUCUUUAUGCCUUGUAUCAUUUUAUCGAUUGAUAAUUAGCGACACGUCACCGAUGACACCUAUUAAAAAAUAAUCCACUGUUUCUUUGGGGUUGAAAAAGUUUCGAAAAAAAAAAGACUAUGAUCUUUGUAAUAUCCUUUACUUUUUAUUUUCUGUACACGCAUCAUCAUAGAUGCUUCUAUUACUAUGUCUCGUACGUCAAUCUAUCAAAAUUACAAUGGUAUACUAUUUUAUAAUGGAACUGAAAUUAAUUGAACCAGUAUUAUUACUGUAUAUUACGUUGACUUUGAUGUAUCAGAAAACAUAAAAAUAUCUCGACACGAUGUCUCGGUAACUUAAGACCUCUGGAGAUACAUCACCAUUUAUUUGGGUAUAUUGAGCUUAUUUUUACAUAUGGAUAGUCCGAAUGCGUGGAUUAUUAUUCUUUUGUACAUUCUUCAAUUAGUAUUAUUCGCAUUUUAAUGAUUACAAAAAUUAUUUAAGUCGGCGUUACGUUGCUCAUUUACGACGCGGCCAUGACUAGUAACUCCUGUUAAACGAUGUGACACGUUCGAAAAGUGAUAAACGAGUUUAACUUAAUUUAAGUUCAAUACCUACGAUGACCUUUGCGCAAACGCGAAUAAUAUAUAAGGAUAUCCGUAUUACAGGAAUGCCUUUUCUGUGAAUCUGGCUAGUCUUAUUGUCGACGUUGGACGAUAUAAUUGCACAGUCACGGAUCUAUUGUUUUGAGUCCUCCCACCGCUGAAAUUACGUGGUACUAGAACUUUUGGGCAUUAGAAAAUAACAACUUUACGGGGACAAUAGGAUAUUGCUUGUCCUGCAUCGAAAGAGCAAUCUAAUUCUGCACGAUCCUACUAGAACCACUAUAAAUUAAAAUGGAUCUUUGUACGCGUUAUUAUUUUCGUUUCUAAACUGAGGCUUCUACGCGAUACUUGAAUGACCAUAAAAAUUUAAUAUGAGCUAAUGAUAAUUGAGUGUACGGGCGCUGUUAUCUAAUUGAAUAUCUGCGACAUUGUUGCAACGAAAAAUAUUAUUUCUAUAUGUGAAAAUAGGCUCGGCAUUGAUAAUUUCGCACAAACAAUUCAGUAAGCUGAUUUUUCGUUUGAUUUAAACGAAAUCAGAUGUGCCUACCUAAAUGAAAAUAAAAAAAAAGAGGAUACUGCCAGAGUGGCACCGCCCACGGCGACUCCCCUUCCCGCUCCCCUUCACCACUCCCCUGCUUGCAUAGUAGUUAUUACAUUUAUAUCUUUUGUGAUUAAAAGAGGAGAUAUACUUAAAGUGAUUCAUGUAGAUUAUACAAAUUUUAUAUAAAAAUGUAUUUAUAUUAUAACGCGCUGUGCUAACGCACGACGAAAAAAUUAGAUGCGGUCAAGUUUCUAUUCAUACAAUUAACUAUAAACAUCAUUGAAGUUAGAUUUUAAUAUUACUUAUAUUAAGUGCGACUAUUGUAUAUUAUUUGUAUAUAUGACAAAUAGAUUAAUAAUAUAAGAAAAGUGGCAGAUACUUAUUGGCCAGUUAUAACAGUAAAAUGAUUAUCUUAAUUAUUUCUCAGAACCAAAACAUACGUGGGGCGUAUGAAAAUACCUUAUCCUAGAAAAUAAAAAAUGUGUAUAUGAUGACUAAAGGAUUGUAACUAGUACACCAGAAACGCUGUACUGUUAAUUCUCUAAUAGUACUAUUAGCUACCUAUUAAAGACCUAACUACCUAAAAAAAGUUUAUUCAAAUUAUAAGCUUUACUUAGGAUUGCCAAGAAGUAGCAUUGCGCAACCUCGUUGCGAGUGUACAUAGGCAAUAUCUACCUAUACCUAUACCUAAUAUUCUAAAGAAAACGUUACAAGGUCUUGGUUUAUAAGAUUCAUUGAGCUUUAUAGUUAACUGGAGAAUCAUAUUCGGACAUUGAUCAGUACAGAACAAAAAAUUUCUGCAAUUCGUGAUAAUUAAGUAAAAUAGUCGCCCCAUUUAUUUUCGUAUUCAUUCAGUACCAUUUAUAUAUGUGCAUUAUCUUUUUUGAUUUGACCAAAUCUUAUUCGAUAAUUAAUAUAUAAGUCAAAUAUAGAGACAUAUAUUUUUCAUGUAACAUGGUCAUUUUGACACACGAUUUCCAUGCUGAAAUAUUGAUUUUGUAAUAAACAAUGUCCUCGUUAACGAACGCAUCGAAGUUAGUUGAAGCAACGUUAUUUUCAAUAAUUCAAAACUACAAUAGGAAUCACCUGGAUGAAGAAGCAUAAUUUAAAAAAUUGUUGACGUACGUAAUACGCCUCACAAUUUUAUUUAUAAAGAUAGGCAUAAUGUUAUUAUAGGAGAGGAUCAUUUUGAACGGAAGAGAAGUACGUGGGAUUAUAUAAAUUGUAUUUAAUUGCGGAUUGAAAGUUAACAAAAUGCGACUAACUUCAGCUUACUUGCGAUACUUCAGUGCUACUCCAGUUUUCUAUAGAUCUCUCUGACGUUAGAGUUAUAUACCUAUCUAUCUAUCGUUAGGUGGCCUAUAAUUUGAUCUUAUUGUGCACCAAGGAACGUUUGACGAUUCAAAACUGUAGAAAUAAUCGCAUAUGGUCCAAAAGUCUGCGUUAUAGUAUGGAUGAGAAUAAUGGUCCUCGUGUAUCUGAAUCGUUAUAACUCCUCUGCCGAGAUAAUGUACACAUAACGCAACAAUAAUGUUAUUGGUUACGUUCACAUGAAAAAUUUUAAUACACAAAGACCAGUUUAUAAUAUUUAUGGCAGACACAACAAUGUUUCCCGAUAACGAUUAGAAACAUUCAAUAAAAAAAUCUUAAAACAUUA
This is a messenger RNA of Cephus cinctus (wheat stem sawfly), 7790 nucleotides long. It is a transcript of the gene tna, whose product is annotated as zinc finger MIZ domain-containing protein 1. NCBI's taxonomy places the organism in Eukaryota, Metazoa, Arthropoda, Insecta, Hymenoptera, Cephidae. The coding region runs from base 1681 to 4254 and encodes 857 amino acids. The transcript has 10 exons. Gene Ontology annotation, biological process: protein sumoylation; regulation of transcription by RNA polymerase II. The record is from RefSeq and is a predicted model, not a curated record. Gene Ontology annotation, molecular function: SUMO ligase activity; zinc ion binding.